Molecule: messenger RNA, 2133 nt
Organism: Aspergillus fischeri NRRL 181
Lineage: Eukaryota; Fungi; Ascomycota; Eurotiomycetes; Eurotiales; Aspergillaceae
Gene: ptpA
Product: putative protein tyrosine phosphatase (Pyp1)
Exons: 3
Coding region: 1-2133 (710 amino acids)
Biological process (GO): protein dephosphorylation
Molecular function (GO): protein tyrosine phosphatase activity
Source: RefSeq, a predicted model, not a curated record
AUGUCCACUACGGCCGACCAGAGACAAUCACCUUCGUCCCCGUGGACUCAGGAGUCACAAAGCCUGCAGUUAAAUGGUCUUUCAAGUCCAGCGUCUCUCUUGUCACUGCGAGAUACCAAUUCGCCUCCCACCAAAAGUGGCGACGGCCUGCAAAAUGCCUUUUUUGAGCAACCGAGCCCUAGCUAUUUCACCAUCAAGGUUGAGGACUCGCGUGACAGAACGGUUGCGAGAGAAGCGACCAAUGCCAAGAACCAUCGACAUCCAUCAUGGAUUCAAAAUUUGCACUUGAGCCGCAAUGCGGACUUAAUUGACCCAGAAAUUGCGAGAGGAUCGGUAGAUCUGUCUUCGGCUCGCUCUGCGAAUGACGCGGGUUUGCAUAGAACGUCAUUGAGCGGGGAUUCGAAACAAAAGGAUUCAAUGGCCACUUAUGACAACACUUUCUCGGGGAGCCUGGCCCCGACUACUGUCAAUAUCAUGUCAUGUGAGCAAUGUGCAGAAUUAUUGGAGACUUGUGGAAACGAUGUUUUGUUACUAGAUGUGCGGCCUUAUGCACAUUAUGCCAGGGGACACAUCAAGGGAUCGCUAAACCUCUGUAUCCCUACAACGCUCCUCAAACGGGCUUCCUUUGACACGCGGAAGUUGGCCAACACCUUCACGAGCGACAUUGACCGGAGAUCGUUCUCGAGAUGGAAACAAUGCCGCUACAUCAUCGUUUAUGACGCUGCUACACUUGACAUGAAAGAUGCGGCGCCAAUGAUCAAUAUGUUGAACAAGUUUACGGCUGAGGGAUGGAAUGGCGAAGGUUCGAUCCUUCGGGGUGGGUUCAAGGUCUUCUAUAAUCAGUUUAAUGCGCUUGUUCAGCAGCCCGAAUCAUCGAACCCUGGAGUAUCUUCAAGGAAGCCUAAUUCGAUGCAGAUUAGCCUUCCUUCUUUUGCGCCUAUUGCUGGUGGCUGUGCUUUGCCGGAGUCUUCCUCUGCCGCCAUUCCCUUCUUUGGAAAUAUUCGCCAGCAUAUGGAUCUUAUGGGCGGUGUUGGUCAGAUUCCGCUCCAGCUUCCACAGAAUUUUACAGACUCCAAAAGACGAUUGCUUCCACGAUGGCUUUGUGACGCCUCCGACGUUGAAGAUGGAGGUCAGAAGGUUUCAGAGAAGUUCCUGGAGCUCGAGAAGAAAGAAUUAGACCGUAUGAAACAAGCUCUAUCAUAUGAAAUGACCGGAGUUUCUACGUCUGCGGAAGCUCCGUCGAAGAAGUAUCGAGUUGCAGGGAUCGAGAAGGGCAAUAAGAACAGAUAUAAUAAUAUCUAUCCCUUCGAUCAUUCCAGGGUUCGAUUGCAGGAUGUUCCAUCAGGAGGUUGUGAUUAUGUGAACGCGAAUUACAUGAAGGCUGAAUACAGCAAUAAGCGCUACAUAGCAACGCAAGCUCCCGUGCCCGAAACAUUUGAUGACUUUUGGCGUGUGAUCUGGGAGCAAGAUGUUCGACUCGUCGUUUCUCUCACGGCAGAAAUUGAAAGAGGCCAAGUUAAAUGUCACCGGUAUUGGGAGUCAGGGAAUUAUGGGCCUUUUCGAGUCAAUAGCUUUUCUGAGCGACGCAUUCCUAUGAAAGCGUCAGGGUCCCACCAGAACCAGCGUCAGUCGACCAUGUCAUUGUCGGAUCCUAGCGAAGAGCCCAGCGAUCCAUGCAUUAUCGUCAGACAUUUCGGCUUGUCACACUCGGCUUUCCCAUUUCAACCACUGCGAGAAGUUACCCAGCUGCAAUAUCCCUAUUGGCCGGAUUUUGGUACUACCUCGCAACCAUCACAUCUCCUUCAGCUAGUCGAUGAAUGCAACGCAGUCAUACGGGCAACAAGUAAUACGUGCUUUGACGAUCGCGAGGCAAUGCCAACCGAACAUCGACCUGUAUUGGUGCAUUGCAGUGCGGGAUGCGGCCGUACUGGUACCUUCUGUACAGUGGAUAGUGUUCUGGACAUGCUAAAACGGCAGCGCACUGCACGAAAGACCGAGUCUCAAGGAAUCAUCGCCGACUUUCGAACUCAGCGACCUAGCAUGAUACAAAAUUUGAGCCAGUUUGUCUUAUGCUAUGAAAGUGUAUUAGAGUGGAUGGUCGUUCAAAUGGACGAAGGAUGUGAAAAUCCUUGA